Messenger RNA from Trametes versicolor FP-101664 SS1, 2181 nucleotides. RefSeq lists its product as uncharacterized. Gene Ontology annotation, cellular component: lipid droplet. The record is from RefSeq and is a predicted model, not a curated record. The coding region runs from base 55 to 2010 and encodes 651 amino acids. NCBI's taxonomy places the organism in Eukaryota, Fungi, Basidiomycota, Agaricomycetes, Polyporales, Polyporaceae. The transcript is spliced from 5 exons.
CUACCGCGUCCCUAAGUCAACACUCUGUCCGACAUCUUUAGUGCGGUUGCGUACAUGCAUUCACCCGAGUCGGAUGCGGCGGAGGAAAGGAUACCUCAGGAUAUCAUCGCCAUAUUCCACGCAUCAUUCCACCCAACUCAGGGGAAUGUUAUUGACUGGUCUCUCAAAGCCAGUGAAGACUUGGACUUGUCUCAUGUCGAGUUCAGCUGUCUCCCAAGCGGUCUGCACCUUAUAGAGCGCGAUGUAAUCUAUUUUAACAAGGACGAACAUCAGGGCGUGUGUGUAUUCCGCAGAAGACAGACCACAGAACACGGUCACCGCGGUUUCCGUCUGUCCUCCUUUGGUGUAUUACUCGCCAAGUCACCUCGCCCUAAACCUUGGAAGCACGUUGCAACCCUCAAAUCGCUGGUUGACACCGUAUACUCCUCCCUUGAGGACCGCGACGCGCUCGAUAUCCUCGACGCUGACUGGGACCCUGCGCGAGCGUAUUUUGAAGAGCACAAGGUGCACCAGGCAGAUCUGGGAGGCGCAGGCAACUGGCAGGGCUGGAACUCGGAGCUCGAGGCUGCUCCGCUGGAUGUCAGCCCCACUGUCCAUCUUCCCCAUCUUCUACGUAUCCUGGGUCCGUCUUCUUUGACCUUGUACAAGCACAUCUUAGGACGCCGGAGGGUUUUGAUCAUCACCCUUCCCCCUGUCGAGGCCGCAUGCAUGCUUUGUCAGGUCGCCGCGGAUAUAUGCUACGAGGAGCAGGUGAGCGAGCCUGUCUCAGGAUCCGCUAGCCAAGAUGGACGUGAAGGGGACGACGCAUCCCCUCGAGUAAAGGGUCGCAGCGCCGCCGGUAUCAAGGUGUUGGGCAUGGUCACUCUCAACGACUUGGACAAGCUAGAGUUUGAGAGCAAGUCGGGGCGCGGCUGGAUUGCGUGCACCACGGACUCUAUCUACUUGGACAAGCCCUCAUGCUAUGAUCUGCUCAUCGACCUCCGCUGCGCUACUCCCAACACAAGACCGACUUUCCAUAUAUCCAAACCGGUAGAACCACCGAGUGGACGGGGUCCUUCUUACCGGUUAUCCAGCAUACGUUUCACUUGGAGCGACGUCCGACUGUGGACCGAACUUGACCGAAUCCUCCAACUGGACUCCGAAGGCAGUCUGGAUGUAUGCUGCGACCCCUCACAUUGCAACGGCAAAGGGCACGCUGGCCCCAGCUCAACAUGGACCGACGUUUGGCGCGUCUACGAGGAUGUCUGCGUAAUGUGCGCUGGGCUCUGGAUGGGCGCGUGGCGCAACACCUCUGCAUCCCCCUACGCCUGCACCCCGCGCCGCGCAGAAAACUGGGGCAGCAUCCAUCUCGAAGGCGAGGACGACCUAGGACUGCGCACACGCUCAACCCCAUACAUCCGCAGCAUCGGCCAGGGAAUCGAAGGUCGCCCCUCUGGGAGCACACUGCCAUCUGGCCUGGGCAGUCUCACUCCCCGCGCGCUCCGCAGGGCGAGUGCGAUGUCCGCGUGGACGUGGGCAGGCGGCAAAAACGGCGACACGCCAGAACCGGAGCAGGCACCACGACCAACGGAAAACGCGCCCGCCGCGUCAAGCGGGAUGUUCAUCCCUGGCCAGCGUAGUAACGUCCCCGAGCCAAAUACGCGCCAGGACUCGGCAACGGUGGCGCGGCGCGAGCGGCAAGUGCUCACCACGCUCGCGCUGCUCGACGCGUUCCACGCGAACACGACGGUCGUCCUCUCACGGUUCGCGGCGCUCCUCGAAACGCGCAAGGCACAGCAGCAGCAGCAACCGUUGUCGUCACGAAGAAUCGACCUGGACGCGGGCCUCAUAGCAGGGGCGCAUCUAGUGUUGUUCACGCCGAAGGACGUGAUGUCGUUCGAGCUCGGACCGUUCAGCGGACUCGACGCACGCUUCGUGGAGUGGCUGGGGGAGGAAUACGGCGGUGGCGUGCGCGUGCUGGUGCGGCGCGGCUGGAAGGAUUUGGUCGGACUUAUCCUCGGAUUCGGCUGAUGGGGCAGUGUGAUCGGACUUGCCAUAGACGAGGGAACGGCUGGCCGAGUGUGAAGUGCUCGCGGUAUCCACCGUGAGUUACGACAAGUAGAUUAGGACGGUAUGUCUGCUACCAUGUUAUGUUGAUACCCAUUAUGUUUUAUAUAGGUCUGGCGAUGUUAUGUAGCUUGU